CAAAUAAGCUGAAGAGUAGUAAAGCACGGUAGUCAACAAGGGUCGCGAAGUGAUCUUGCGAAAAGGACCAUUUGUUACCCGCCCUAAAAUAGCUGGGUCAGUUUCCCGCAAGCGAUUUUGCCGAAUAAAAAAGUCGCUCACUUCCUGCACUUCGUCCGCCAAUCAGCACCCCCGCAACCAACUUGGAAACAGCCUCUCUGGGCUGACACCUGUCAUUCGGCCCCGGCGGUCUCGCGAAACGUAACGAGGCUUCGCAUUGCGUCGCGUUACGUCGCACGAUAUAUCCGUCCGACGCGUAGAAACGGUGUCCGAAGCACACUACUCCAAAUAUUGUCGUUCCGUACCUUGCAGCCUGCUGCGACCGUAGCCGUAGGAGAAAGAUAAGAUACAGUCUUAGAAUCUUCUAGAUGCAGUCCACGUCAGCAUCCGGAGGGCCACGAUCCGCCAUCCGGCCACCCGCGGGAGCAGCCGCUCAGUCACCCGCGCAUGGCCCCCCCAUCGGCGCAGGAGUCGGUGGAGAUCUUCCGCCUGGCGGGGGGAGCGCCGCGGGCGGCGCAGCGGAAGAGGGGGGGCUCGUGCAGGCGGGAUUGGCGCACGGGGGAGCGGGAGUUGCGGAGCUGUCUAAAGCCGCGGCGCGGAGAGUGGUCGACCUGCGGUCCGACACGGUGACUAAGCCCACAGCUGCGAUGCGAGAAGCGAUGAAGACCGCUGAGGUGGACGAUGACGUCAUCGGGGUCGAUCCGACGGUGGACAGGCUCCAGAAGCAGGUGGCGCAGAUGAUGGGGAAGGAGGCGGGGCUGUUCGUGCCGUCGGGGACCAUGGGGAACCUCAUCUGCGUCUUGGUGCAUUGCGAGGUGCGGGGCAGCGAGGUCAUUCUAGGAGCCGACUCCCACAUCAGCGUGUACGAGCAGGGGGGCGUGGCGACGCUCGGCAGUGUGCACCCGCGCACGGUGCCGAACAAAGCGGACGGCACGAUGGACUUGAAGAAGGUGGAGCUGGCGAUCAGGAAGGACGACGAGCACUACCCCGUCACCCGGCUGAUCUGCCUGGAGAACACACACAACAGGUGCGGUGGCCGUGCCAUAAGUGUCGACUACACGGAGCGGUUGGCAGAGCUGGCGUCGUGGUACGGACUCAAGUUCCACAUCGAUGGAGCGAGAAUAUUCAACGCUGCUGCGGCUCUUCGGGUGCCAGUGGACCGUCUUGUUCGGCCGGCACACAGCGUGUCCGUGUGCCUGUCUAAAGGGCUGGGAGCGCCAGCUGGGAGUGUAAUUGUUGGCUCCACAGAGUUCAUUGCUAAGGCCCGUCGCCUACGGAAAGCACUGGGCGGCAGCAUGAGGCAGGUGGGCGUGUUGGCUGCAGCAGGACUGGUGGCCCUUCAAGAAUCCGUUCCCCGGUUAAUCAGAGACCACCAGAGGGCGAUGCAACUAGCAGAGGGCUUGGAUACACUUGAUGGCCUAGCGGUGGACGUUAGUACGGUUGACACUAACAUAGUGACCAUGGACGUGAAGGGUGAUUGCCCCAUAGGUGCAGAGGAGCUGUGCAAUGCUCUGCGGCAGGCUGGCGUUCUGACAACCCUGCGCAGUAAUAACAAGAUCAGAAUGGUCACGCAUUACCACAUCACAGCAGAAGACAUACGAUACACUCUCGCGUGCACACAGCAAAUUCUGCUGAAGUCCUCUCUCGAGGAGGAAGACUCCACAUACAUUUGAUACUAGAGUAGCAUGACAAUUGGGUUAUAAUUUACUCACGACUGAAGUGGGUUUGAUGAUUUGAACGUGUUUCCAAUAAAGAUUAAGGACAAUG
Messenger RNA from Closterium sp. NIES-67, 1806 nucleotides. The record is from the annotation of a GenBank genome assembly. NCBI's taxonomy places the organism in Eukaryota, Viridiplantae, Streptophyta, Zygnematophyceae, Desmidiales, Closteriaceae.